AUGACUCGAGACGAAGGUCAGGAGCGAGUCGACGACGCCAAGCUGAACGGUGCUGGAGGCCACGCCCGCCUCGUUCCUUGA
This is a messenger RNA of Besnoitia besnoiti, 81 nucleotides long. RefSeq lists its product as uncharacterized. NCBI's taxonomy places the organism in Eukaryota, Apicomplexa, Conoidasida, Eucoccidiorida, Sarcocystidae. The record is from RefSeq and is a predicted model, not a curated record. The coding region runs from base 1 to 81 and encodes 26 amino acids. The transcript has a single exon.